AUGUCGGUACGGGUCGGGCACUUGGUGGCCGCGCUGUGCCUGGCGCUGGCCAUCACCUGCACCAGCCAGGAGGUCGCGAGCUCCGAUCUGCUCAACGAUCAUGACCUCGAUGAUAGCUACGAGUGCUCAGUGAUCAAGUCGGAGGUAUCUCAGCUGGAGGGGGAGCUCAGGGCCGCCCGAUCGACGGUGGCAGUACUGGAGGAGCGCCUGGUGUCGCAAACCGAGAGGGAUGGCGCCGAGCUCAAGAAGCUGCGCCAGAAGCUGGUCUCAGCGGCCAAGAGCUUGCAGGCCAGCGUUGCCAAGGCCGAGGCGCAGGCCGGGGCGCUGGUGGCCUGCGAGGCGGCCUCCCUCCGGUGCACAACCGACGCCGCCGCGGCGCGCGAGUCACUGGAAGCCCGGACCGAGAAGCUGCACCGUGCGGCGACGGCGUGCCGGGUGCGCCUGACCGACGCCACCGCCGCCCAGGUGGAGGCCCAGAGGGCUCUGGAAAGGGCGGAGAAGCGGCUGGAGGAGGCCGGGCGGGAGGUGGAGGGCUUCCGAGCCAGGCUCGCCAUGCACGAGCAGGACGGCAGCAGCCUGUUGGACCUCCAGCGAUCACUGGACGCAGCGCUGGCGGCGCAGGCAGAGGCGGAGCGCACGGCGGCGGCCGCGCAGGCUGCCACGGCCGCCCUGCUUUCCACCUUUGCGGCGAGGGAGGAGUACGAGUCCCUGCAGCUGCAGCAUCGCACGGAGCUCCUGCCGCACUGGCUCCAGGUCUGGGUGGACCGAGGGUCCGGCGCCCUGCUGCGGCACGCCCGGGAGUGGCACACGGUGGGCUCCCAGGUGCUCAAUCGAGAGGUGCUGCCCAAGGUGCAGACGGCGCGACGAGCCCUCGUCAAGCUUUGGGCGCUGCGCGUGCUGCCGUUGUUCGCGCGCGCCGACGCGGUGGUCGCCGAGCGCCUGGGCGCCGGCUGGCCGGACGUGAGGCGGCGCGCGGCGCGGCGACUCGAUGAAUCACAGGCCGCGCUUUCCAGCGGUGCGCGGGCCGCGCUGGCUCGCCUCCUGCGCCUGCAGGCCUCCGCGGCGGGGUCUGCCCAGGCGCUGGCCGCCGCACGGCUGCCGCCGGGGCUCACGCGCUACGCGACCCCGGCGGCCGCGUCGCUCGCGGUCUGGGCGUGCCUCGCGGCCGCCGCCCUGCCCCUGAUGGCGGCCGGCCUCGGCGCGGCACUGGCCCUGCUUGCCCAUUUUCUGCGCCCGGCAAGGGUUGUCUUUAUGCCGCCCGCAGAGCUGGAGCCCCUGCAGCACGCGCUGCGGUAUGACUUCAGGGCGCCGGGGCGGCUUGUCGCCGGCCUUCGCGAGCUGGAUGAGGCGGGUGCAGUCGGCGGGGCCCCCACCCGCCUAGAAAGCCUGGGCCGGGCGGCGGCGCUCCUCAUCGAAAAAGAGCGGGAUGUGAAUAGAAACGGCCCAGAACCACGCCGUCCCGGCGCCGAUUCCUGGUUGCCGCCGCCGGCCCUGCGAGCCAUGGUCAGACCCGGGCGCGGGCGCAAGAGCCUGCGCGCUGUGCCCGCUGCGCUCGUGCGCGCGUGGCACGUCGUCCUGGGCGCCGUGCUGCUGGACGCCGGCGGCGAGCUGGGACCCCUGCGACGCAUGCUGGCCGGGGCUUCGAAUGGCGAGAACCCCCGGCCGGCGAGCGUGGAGGCCCCCCCACUGGACAAGGAGCCCCACCAACUGGAUGAUGAGCUCCACUCUCUGGGAGAGGAGUCCCAGUCAUCGGACAGCGAUUCCCAGCGGACGAGCACGCCCAAACCCUGA
Auxenochlorella protothecoides is the source of this 1791-nucleotide messenger RNA. RefSeq lists its product as hypothetical. The record is from RefSeq and is a predicted model, not a curated record. Lineage: Eukaryota; Viridiplantae; Chlorophyta; Trebouxiophyceae; Chlorellales; Chlorellaceae. Bases 1 to 1791 code for a protein of 596 amino acids. The transcript is spliced from 4 exons.